This is a messenger RNA of Topomyia yanbarensis, 1029 nucleotides long. RefSeq lists its product as uncharacterized. NCBI's taxonomy places the organism in Eukaryota, Metazoa, Arthropoda, Insecta, Diptera, Culicidae. The transcript has a single exon. Bases 1 to 1029 code for a protein of 342 amino acids. Gene Ontology annotation, molecular function: nucleic acid binding; RNA-DNA hybrid ribonuclease activity. Gene Ontology annotation, biological process: DNA replication, removal of RNA primer. The record is from RefSeq and is a predicted model, not a curated record.
AUGUUGGGAAACAGCAGGGAGAAUGCUGACCUUCCCCUGGUUUGCCGAGCUUCCGAACGUUUGACAGAAAUAGUCGGAACUCCUCUCCCAAACAUCUACACCCGAACGCGACUAUCUGAUCGAAAGUGGUACGACCGCACACCCCAGAUCCUUUGGGAAAUCAAGAAGCGCGUAAAAGCUGGAGACCCCUCGGGUAUUGUUCGUCCAGUUGUUCAAGAGCUCCUGACAAAUCAUCUCAGCCGUUCAACAAUCGUCUACACAGAUGGCUCGAAAGACGAUACCGCAGUAGGCGCCGGAGUUUUUGGAGAACACUUCCAACAGUCACUUGGUCUUCCACAGCAAUGCAGUGUCUUCUCGGCAGAGGCAUUCGCAAUAAAAACAGCGCUAACAACAUUCAACACGGUCAGCGACUUAGUAAUAAUGUCCGAUUCGGCCAGCUGUUUAUCGGCAAUCGAAGCCGGCACAUCCCAGCACCCGUGGAUCCAGGAAAUUGAGAACCUGCUACGAAAUCGUUCAAUCAAGCUUUGCUGGAUUCCAGGUCACGCUGGCAUCCGUGGCAACGAGGAGGCAGACAGACUCGCUGGAGAAGCGAGGAACAUUGCUCCAUUAGCUAAAUCUGUUCCGGGGGCAGACGCCGUUAAGCACAUAAAAACAGCUAUCCGAAACCAAUGGUACCGUCGGUGGUCAGCGUCCACUGAAGUAAAACUUCGCGAAGUUAAAUUCGACACAGUGAAGUGGACUGACCGCGAGAAUUCUGCCGAACAGCGAGUUCUUACCCGGCUUCGAAUAGGGCAUACCCGGCCAACACACGACUUUCUGCUAAAGAAAACUUCACCACCAGUGUGCGACUGCUGUGGGAUCGUUGUAGAUGUCCGCCAUGUGAUCCUCCACUGCAGAAAGUACGACGACGUUAGAAGGAAGCACGACAUUGAGUCGACUAGUCUGCGAGCGGCUCUGCGCAACGACAGGAAAAAUGAGGAGAGUAUAGUAAAAUUCCUUAAGGAAACUAACCUAUUUAAAUUGCUAUAA